AUGGGUACCCUUCUUGGUCACGGUGGGUUGACGAAGGAGGAAGCAAGGGAGAUGCUGAUUGAGGAGCUCGGGGAUGAUCCUAAGGACGCGCUUGAGGAGGUGGAGAGGACCUACGAGGCGGUUGUGAGGUUUCACUUCUUGGCGCGACAGUACGCUGCUGAGCUCCUUGCGGCACAGCAGGCUGCUGGUGACCCAGUAGAUGUGGAGAUACACAUGCAGCGGGUGCUGAGAUAUUACUUCCUAUACUUGUUAGGAGCCCCGCUGUUUAUGGACACGAGCUCGUCGUACACAAAUGUCGUUUACCUGAGGUACUUAUUGGAUACUGCACGUAUCCAUGAGCACAAUUGGGGAGUGGCUACACAGGCGUACAACUACCAUAUAUUCAGAGAGGGAUGCCUGUGGAAGGGUUGGAUAUUACAGCACUUCCCUGGCAUUAUUGGUUGGGGAGAGGUGUUGGACUACACUGAGGCCAUGCCGCGUGCUAGGGCCUUCGUCCCCUUCAUAGGGAACCAGGUGCCGGAUCCUUACAUGCACUAUCUUGACCGCAUGGCUGCAGAGGACGUCAUAUACGACAACUAUGCUGCUCACUGUGAGAGGGUUCCGCGGGAUGAAAUUACCAUAUAUUCUAGAUGGUUGGCUGCAAGUUCGAACAUCAUUGUUCGUUAUCUUCUGGAGCGCGUCAUGCGGCAGUUCAGGUACUGUCAGACGAUCCCUCAUGACACUCUUAUCUCUGCUACUAUCUUGAUGACCCGUCGGCAGAUACAUGAGGUUUUUGUAGACUAA
Vicia villosa (hairy vetch) is the source of this 783-nucleotide messenger RNA. RefSeq lists its product as uncharacterized. The transcript has 2 exons. Lineage: Eukaryota; Viridiplantae; Streptophyta; Magnoliopsida; Fabales; Fabaceae. The record is from RefSeq and is a predicted model, not a curated record. The coding region runs from base 1 to 783 and encodes 260 amino acids.